AGCGCGCGGAGAGGCAGUUGGUGAGCGAGGCCCGGAGGGAUUGAUAAUGACCCUAUGGGUGGACAAAUACCGGCCGACGGCCCUCGGCAAACUCGACUACCAUAAGGAGCAGGCUAGCCAGCUCCGCAACCUGGUGCUGCUGACUGCUUGUGCCAGGGUAGUCCUCUCGCACUCCUAGGUGCUGCUGACUGCCUGUCCCAGGGUCCUCUUCGUGCACUCUCCAAAUAGAGUUUGAAGGACGGUCAUAAUGGUGCCAAAACAGAAGUGGAAGCAAAAUUGAUGGCAACUUUAAAAAGGAAGUGGGCAAAUAUUUGCUAAAGUAUAACUUGAAAGGUUUCGGGGUAAGGGCAGAUGGAUGUGACUAAAAAUAGAGUGCUCUCAGAGCAGGUUCAAUGUGGUGAUUUCCCUCACUUGCUGGUGUAUGGACCUUCAGGCUCCGGAAAGAAGACGAGGAUAAUGUGUUUGCUUCGUGAGCUUUAUGGUGCAGGAAUAGAGAAGCUAAGGAUUGAACAUCAAACAGUAACAACACCAUCCAAAAAGAAACUGGAAAUAAGCACAAUAGCAAGUAACUAUCAUCUUGAAGUUAAUGCAAGUGAUGCUGGGAACAGUGACAGAGUGGUUAUUCAAGAACUGAUUAAAACAGUAGCACAGUCUCAACAACUUGAGACAAGUACACAGAGAGACUUCAAAGUUGUGUUGCUGACAGAAGUUGACAGAUUAACAAAGGAUGCCCAGCAUGCACUGAGGAGGACUAUGGAAAAGUACAUGUCUACUUGCAGAUUAAUUCUUUGCUGUAACUCGACAUCAAAAGUUAUUACUCCCAUUCGUAGCCGAUGUCUUGCAGUGCGAGUCUCUGCACCCAGCAUUGAGGAAAUUUGCCAUGUGCUAAGUGGAGUAUGCAAGAAAGAAGGUCUCUUACUUCCUCAAGAACUGGCCAAGAAAAUUGCAGAAAAAUCCAAUCGCAACCUUAGAAAAGCACUGCUUAUGUGUGAAGCCUGCAGGGUUCAACAAUAUCCAUUUUCAGCAGAUCAAGAUAUUCCUGAGACCGACUGGGAAAUAUACCUCCGCGAAACUGCUAAUGCUAUUGUCAGCCAGCAAACGCCACAAAGGCUGCUUGAAGUACGUGGACGGUUGUAUGAGCUUCUGACCCACUGCAUACCCCCUGAGAUAAUAAUGAAGGGUCUCUUGUCAGAGUUGUUAAACAACUGUGAUGGUCUCCUUAAAGGCGAGGUUGCACAGAUGGCUGCCUAUUAUGAGCAUCGUCUACAGCUUGGCAACAAGGCCAUCUAUCACCUGGAAGCAUUUGUGGCCAAGUUUAUGGCUAUUUACAAGCAAUUCAUGGAAGAUGGUCUGGAAGCUAUGAUGUUUUAAUGAAAUUUCUGUUCAUAAAGAUGUUCUCUGGUCAUUUUGGGGAGGAUGUGAGUAUAACAGAUGAUUCUCUUUCUAUGCUAUAGAAACUCAGCUAAAACUUGUAUAGCAAUUUAGUUGACUGAACAAAUCCUGUCUCUUUGCCCUAUAACUUGAUGAUAAACCUGCUGUAAAUAAAUUGUCUGAAUCAAUAAUAAACAAUUCCUAAUGAA
Carcharodon carcharias (great white shark) is the source of this 1580-nucleotide messenger RNA. RefSeq names its product replication factor C (activator 1) 3 (gene rfc3). Gene Ontology annotation, cellular component: DNA replication factor C complex; nucleus. The transcript has 11 exons. The record is from RefSeq and is a predicted model, not a curated record. NCBI's taxonomy places the organism in Eukaryota, Metazoa, Chordata, Chondrichthyes, Lamniformes, Lamnidae. The coding region runs from base 352 to 1371 and encodes 339 amino acids. Gene Ontology annotation, molecular function: ATP hydrolysis activity; DNA clamp loader activity; DNA binding. Gene Ontology annotation, biological process: DNA repair; DNA-templated DNA replication.